GAGCGUGACUGAUAACACACAGGUUGAACUUCUGAUAACGCGAUGAGUUGAUUAUUAAUAAAGUGGGUCUCACCAGGACGCGAAACUCUAACGACAUACGCACCGUUAUAAAUGGCGACUUUUGCCUUCUGUUCCGCGAACAAAGUCGGUCGGUUACCCUGGAGGAAGUGUUUGUUUUCGAACAUAAAGGGGUCCAGAGGUUCCGAGGAACCCAGCCUUCGGCAGCUUCCAGGAGCGAGAUGUUUCACUUUUCGGUUGGUGUCCCAGGGGACCGCAGGCAGGUCCGCGGCCGGGGCGAGCAGGAGGGGCCCGCUGGCGCUCGGUGGAGUCGCAGCAGUGGCAGCCGCGGCUGUGGCGGGGCUCAUGGCCAACGGUCACCACUUGCGGCGAGCUGAGAUGGCGACCAAGAUACCGCAGACGGCCGAUGAGCUCGAGCCCGAGGGGGAUAUUCUGGAAAGAUGCCGGGGCUUUAUGUCUGCUCCCGUCACUGACAUCAGCCUGCUGCAGGAGAGGAGGGGGCAGAUGUGCACCCGGAUGGAGAUGAUGAUCAUGGAGACCCAGGCUGAAUUCUGCAGAGCCCUGCAGGAGGUGGACGGCGGCACCUUCAAAGUGGACCGCUGGCACAGGAAGGAAGGUGGGGGAGGAAUCAGCUGCGUGAUGCAGGAUGGCCAAGUGUUCGAGAAGGCUGGAGUCAACGUGUCGGUGGUGUUUGGACACCUGACUGAAGAGGCCGCCAGGCAGAUGAGGAGCAGAGGGAAAGUCCUCAAAGGGAAAGACGGAAAGCUUCCAUUUUGUGCCAUGGGUGUGAGCUCUGUGAUCCACCCCAAGAGCCCCCACAUACCGACAGUGCACUUCAACUACAGAUACUUUGAGAUCGAGGAGGAAGAUGGGUCUAAGCAGUGGUGGUUCGGCGGCGGCACUGACUUGACCCCAGUCUAUGUGAACAAAGACGAUGCUUUCCUUUUCCACAACACGCUGAAAGAGGCCUGUGACAAGCACCAUCCACAGUACUACUCUGACUUCAAGAAAUGGUGCGACAGGUACUUCUACAUCCGCCACAGAGGUGAGACUCGAGGCAUCGGAGGAAUCUUCUUCGACGACCUGGACGGCCCGAGUCAAGAGGAGGCGUUCAGUUUUGUGAAAAGUUGUGCCAAGACCGUGGUGCCGUGUUACCUGCCCAUCGUGUACAAACACCUGAAGGACCCCUUCAGCGCUGAGGAGAAAGACUGGCAGCAGGUGCGGAGAGGAAGAUAUGUGGAGUUUAACCUGGUGUAUGACAGAGGAGUGAAGUUUGGCUUGGCCACGCCGGGGUCCAGGAUCGAAAGCAUCCUGAUGUCACUGCCUCUCACUGCAAGGUGGGAGUACAUGCACGAGCCUGCCAAAGGUACACGAGAGGCCGAGAUGCUGGAGGUGUUGAGAAACCCGAAAGAGUGGGUGUGAUGACACCAUUACACAACUGACCAGAUCAGCUGCACUUGCUCUGUUUACCAAGACUUUAUGAUCAUGUUUGUCACAUUUACCUUUGAUGCAUGAAAGCCUCAUCUUCCAGCCGUGACAUGUUUGUCUGAGCAAUGAGAUUGGUGCUUCUGUCAAAGUGCACUUGAUGUGUCUCCUGGUGGUUUACUGGAAGGUACAUUAUGACUCCAUAGAGCCAUUGUGUGUGUGUGUGUGUGUGAGAGAGAGAGAGAGAGAGAGAGAGAGAGAAUCAUGAUAACAAUAAUGUAAUGAAAAAGAGCAUUUCUCAUUGUACUUGUGAUUGAUCUUCCGAGACAAAAUCAUUGUUAGUGAACAUUGUAUGUUACUUUUUUUAAGUAAAAUUUCAGACUUGUCCAACA
Messenger RNA from Synchiropus splendidus (mandarinfish), 1835 nucleotides. RefSeq names its product coproporphyrinogen oxidase (gene cpox). Lineage: Eukaryota; Metazoa; Chordata; Actinopteri; Syngnathiformes; Callionymidae. Bases 112 to 1440 code for a protein of 442 amino acids. The transcript has 7 exons. Gene Ontology annotation, molecular function: coproporphyrinogen oxidase activity. The record is from RefSeq and is a predicted model, not a curated record. Gene Ontology annotation, cellular component: cytoplasm; mitochondrial intermembrane space.